GAUGUUUAUCAAGACUGGCAAUGGCAGAAGAUCUUAGAGCUGGUGUCCAAUCCUCCGGAGCAGCCAUCUCUCAGUGGAUGUGUGCACUUGGGCUACUCCAGCACCAAAGCAGCAGCUGAGGAUCUCAGCUUGUCUGGUGGAUCAGGCAAUCCCAUUGUUGUGAUGGCAGUGGCAUCUGAGGGCCCUGCCCGAAGAGCAGGUGUGCUGGCGGGUUACCAGUUGAUUGCCUUGAAUGGCCGUGAUCUCACCAAGAGCCAGUGGUCGGAAACUUCAGCGGAGCAGUUGCUGGCAUGCCUUGCAAGCACGAAUGCUCACGUUCGAAUGGAUUUCUUAGAUCCUACGCCACGAAGCCAUGGAAUCCCAACGCUGGCAGAUUCCUUGGCCAAAAAGCCUCUCCUGCGGCCCAGCUUGCAUUGA
Molecule: messenger RNA, 417 nt
Organism: Durusdinium trenchii
Lineage: Eukaryota; Dinophyceae; Suessiales; Symbiodiniaceae
Source: the annotation of a GenBank genome assembly